AUGACGGUCUCUUCUCUCUGGAAAGUCUUGGACAAGGCCGGUUGCGCCACCCCAGUGGGUAUAGCAGAGUUUACUGUUUAUGACCCACAGCACUACGCUCGUAGUCAAGAAGCACCCAAUGAGGCGAGUCCGUGGAAUCACAACCUGGGCGUUCGUCCAUCUGCAAUACGAGAGCAACACAAGGCAACCACAUUGGCGGUGGAUUUGUCAAUUUGGAUUUGUGAGUCCCUUACGUCCCGUGCGAUGACGGAAAAUCACGCCAAUCCGGCUCUUCAUCUGGUCUUUUCACGAACAAUGAAAUUGCUUUCCCUGGGAAUAAAGCUUAUUUUCGUGCUUGAAGGCAAGCGACGCGUGCAAACGGCGGGAAAGCGAGACAAUUUUCGUAAUCGGCGCAGUGGCACUACCUUUUGGAAAGCAGGUGAGCAAUGUCAUGACUUGUUGACACGGCUUGGCAUUCCAGUUUUCCGGGCCAAAGCCGAAGGUGAAGCUCUUUGUGCUUUACUUUCACAGCGCAAUAUUGUUGAUGGUGUAAUUUCCAAUGAUGGGGAUUGUCUACUAUUCGGAGCCCGAGUUGUAUACACGAAAUUCUCGGUCGAAAACCUUGUUGAAGGUAGUGUUAUGCGGUAUGACCUCGGCAAUCUUCGAGCCCUGAUUGACCACGCCGGCGACAAAGAAGCCUCAGACCAGCUUACUGGAUCGCUUUCUCUCAGUCGUUUUGACCUCCUCUCUUUUGCAUUGCUCACCGGCAGCGACUUAGCAGGGAACGGACUACCGAAGGUUGGGCACAAAAAGGCCAUUCGUUUCAUUCGAAAGUGCCAAAUCGACAACCCCCUUACGACUGAGAUGGCCUCCAUUGAUGAGGUGAAAUCAUGGGCAGUUGCCGCUCAUGUUCGACCAACCAACCUGCCACAUCAAACGAAAGCGAACGAAAAAUGCUGUAGUCGCUGCUGUCAUAUCGGAACCAAGCACAGCCACGAGAAACUAGGGUGUGAAGCUUGUGGUACUGCUCCUGGAGAACCAUGCUAUGCAUUCUCUACGGAAGAUCGCUUCCGAAAGUCUCUCCGCGAAAAAGCUCUAAAAGUCAUUCCGAUUUUUGAGCCUUCCCAGGUUGUUGAGGCCUAUCUGCGACCUAACGACAAUCAGCUCCCCGCUCAGCUGGCUGGCAAGACCUCAAAUCAAAUAAAGAUGGACCCACCGGACCUCAACGCUCUCUUGCAACUCCCUCUAAUACUCAAGGGUCGUAGUCAGGAAGAGAGUCGCGAGUACUUGGUUCGUUCAGUUGGCCGCCUCUUAUCUCGUGCUGAACUAUUUCGAAAGCACGAGGAAAGCGAUGAAAAAGAACUGAUGACUUCUUAUCGCCGAGCGCGAGAAAGACCCAUUCCCCACAAAAUUACGAACUCAAUGACGCAGAACGGAGUGCCUUCUUACGAGGUAAAAUGGUUGGUUAACGCUACCGUGACUGAUAAUUUCGGUGAAGGAAUCGAUGGCUACGAAUAUUCCACGGUUGAACCUUGUGACCUGAUAGCGAACCGUUACCCCGUCCUAAUAAAGGAGUUUCAGCAAGCGGAGAAAGAGCGUAUGAAGCAAGGAGACGGAGAAAAGCUUCGUCGUUUAGACUUUCUACAAUCGCACCUGUUCCUUCACAGAGACCCGCAACGUCCUUCAGAAACCGGCGACGCAAAGAAGGUGAAACGAUCGAAGCACCGAGCAGGAUUCUUUGAGACCAAAGAAGCAAGCCUUCCAAAACUCUACGCAUCAAGCAGACGAAAUAAUCGAUCCAAGCGCAAGACGGGAGAUGACGUUGGUCAUUUGUUACGUUAUAUUGUCCGUUCUAGCGACAUCACACAAGAUCCAUUGGGAUUCAGUCCGAUUGACAACUCCAAAUAUGGAUUACUUCCUGGAACGAGCUUGCGCGGUCACUGUACUCCAUCGCCGCGAAAGAACGUAUACAAAUCAAAAGCUUCAUUGCACUCACCGGAAGGAAGGGUGUUUUGCAAUAUGGGUGGUGUAUUCAUUGAGAUUACGCCGAUUAUAUCCAACCGUCGUACCUUCCCACCCCGUCACAUAUUCAUUCGCCGGAGUUCAGCCUAG
Messenger RNA from Phaeodactylum tricornutum CCAP 1055/1, 2091 nucleotides. RefSeq lists its product with no specific name. The record is from RefSeq and is a predicted model, not a curated record. The transcript has a single exon. Lineage: Eukaryota; Bacillariophyta; Bacillariophyceae; Surirellales; Neidiaceae. Gene Ontology annotation, molecular function: 5'-flap endonuclease activity. Bases 1 to 2091 code for a protein of 696 amino acids.